Molecule: messenger RNA, 2553 nt
Organism: Priapulus caudatus
Lineage: Eukaryota; Metazoa; Priapulida; Priapulimorpha; Priapulimorphida; Priapulidae
Product: probable ATP-dependent RNA helicase DDX23
Exons: 16
Coding region: 69-2495 (808 amino acids)
Biological process (GO): mRNA splicing, via spliceosome
Cellular component (GO): catalytic step 2 spliceosome
Molecular function (GO): RNA binding; ATP binding; RNA helicase activity
Source: RefSeq, a predicted model, not a curated record
UCAGUGCCAAGACACUAAUCAAGAAUCAAUAUAUCAAAACAGCAUUGGAUGAGUUAAGACCACAAGCAAUGAAUUCAGUAGAAGUAGACUCUAGGAAGGAGAGAUCCUUGCCUGUAAGGGAAAGACACACGAAGAGGGAGAGCAAGCUAUCACAGAGCCACAGCGCGGAGAAGGAGACGGGUGUCGGUCGCAAGCAGAGAUCUCGCAGCAAAAGUCGUGAUAAGGACAAGCGCAGGCGGAGAUCUCGGAGCAGAAGCCGAGACAGAGUCAGAAUUAGACCUGAGCGGGACAGGAAACGACGAAAGUCUCGUGAUCGCUCACGCUCGCCUCGGCACAAGCUCGGCAGAAGAGACAGAGACCGUAGAGAAGAAAAAUACAGGUCGAAGCAGGAGCUGAAAGACGAAGAAGAUGAAGAACAAAAUGGAACCGCUAAAAAGAAAUUGGAACCUCUGUCUUUGGAGGAGUUGUUAGCCAAGCGAAAAGCUGAGCAAGAAGCUCUGACAAAGCCAAAGUUCCUAACUAAAGAGGCCAGAGCAGAGGAGGCCAUCAAAAAGAGAGAAGCAGCAGUUGCAUUGCAGAGGAAAGCUGUGGAUGAUGCUAGAAAAACACAAAUGAAGUUCCUUGAGCAGGCGAGGCACGGCGACAGAGGUGGAAUCGAUGAGCGGGAACGGGAGAGGAGAGAGCGGCGUGAGCGGGAGAGACGUGAGCGAGAUAAAGACGAUAAGAAAGACGAUAAGCUUUCUAAAGAUGGAAAGGGGCCAAGCAAAGAAUCAGAGGCCAUAAAGGAGAGAUAUCUGGGAAUUGUCAAGAAGAAGCGACGAGUGCGUCGACUGAAUGAUCGUAAAUUCGUCUUUGAUUGGGAUGCGGUUGAGGACACACUGGCCUCUGAUUUCAACCCCAUCUAUAGGGAUCGACAUGAACUACAAUUGUAUGGCCGAGGCCACUUAGCUGGUAUAGAUAUAAAGUCUCAAAAGCUGGAAAAGUCCAAGUUCUACGGAGAAAUGGUGGAACGAAGGCGAACCCAGCAGGAAAAGGAUCAGGAAGUGGUUCGCCUAAAGAAGGUGCUGAAGAAGGAGCAGAAGGAGAAGUGGGACGAUCGACACUGGGCCGACAAGGAGUUGCCCCAGAUGACGGAGCGAGACUGGCGCAUUUUCAAGGAAGACUACAGCAUCCAGAUCAAAGGUGGUAACGUCCCCGACCCGUUCCGUGUGUGGAAGGAGGCGAGCAUACCGGACGAGAUCCUUACGAUUAUCGACUCGGUCGGAUACAAGGUGCCAACCCCCAUCCAGAGGCAGGCUAUUCCUAUUGGACUGCAGAAUCGUGACAUCAUUGGCGUUGCUGAGACAGGAUCCGGUAAAACUGCAGCGUUCCUUAUUCCGCUACUUGUCUGGAUCAUUUCUCUGCCGAAGAUUGUCAGGAUGGAGGAUGCUGAUCAGGGUCCCUACGCUGUCAUCCUGGCUCCUACUCGUGAGCUCGCUCAGCAGAUAGAGGAGGAGACGAUCAAAUUCGGCUCUCCGCUUGGCAUUCGCACUGUCGCCGUCAUCGGUGGCCUGUCGCGUGAGGACCAGGGUUUCAAGCUGAGACAGGGAUGCGAGGUCGUAAUCGCGACACCCGGCCGUCUGCUGGAUUGCUUGGAUAACCACUACAUAGUACUCAACCAGUGUACCUACGUGGUGAUGGACGAGGCUGACAGGAUGAUAGACAUGGGUUUCGAGACGGACGUACAGCGGAUUCUGGACUUCAUGCCCGUCUCCAACAUGAAGCCAGACACGGAUGAUGCGGAGGAUGCAGCGCUACUGCUCAGCAACUUUGCGUCAAAGAAGAAGUUCCGGCAGACUGUGAUGUUCACAGCGACAAUGCCGCCUCCCGUCGAGAGACUCGCGCGCACGUACCUGCGACGUCCGGCCAUCGUCUACAUCGGCUCAGCCGGCAAGCCCGUCGACAAGGUCGAACAGCUCGUCUACAUGAUGAACGAGAGCGACAAGAGGAAGAAGCUGCUGAAGGUUCUGGAGGAAGGAUUCGAGCCACCGGUCAUCAUCUUCGUUAACCAGAAGCGAGGCGCAGACAUUCUCGCAAAGUCGCUAGAGAAAAUGGCGUACAGUGCAACCACCUUGCAUGGUGGUAAAGGACAGGAACAGCGAGAGUUUGCAUUAGCAAGUUUGAAGAAUGGAACGAAGGAUAUUCUAGUCGCCACGAUGGUUGCCGGUCGUGGUAUCGACAUCCAAAACGUCUCCAUCGUUAUCAACUAUGACAUGGCCAGGAACAUAGAAGACUACACUCACCGCAUCGGUCGUACGGGCCGCGCGGGCAAGUCCGGCAUCGCGAUCUCCUUCCUCACGAAGGAGGACAGCGCCGUCUUCUACGACCUCAAGCAGACGAUGCUGGGCAGUUCGUCGUCGCACUGCCCGCCCGAGCUCGCCAACCACCCGGACGCGCAGCACAAGCCCGGCACCGUCGUCACGAAGAAGCGCCGCGAGGAGAAGAUAUUCGCCUGAUAGCCGCCGCGCGCGUGCGUCUCCUACUAGAUACUGUCGCUGGCUAGCUACUGUUAUG